Cantharellus anzutake is the source of this 402-nucleotide messenger RNA. RefSeq lists its product as uncharacterized. Lineage: Eukaryota; Fungi; Basidiomycota; Agaricomycetes; Cantharellales; Hydnaceae. Gene Ontology annotation, molecular function: nucleic acid binding; zinc ion binding. The transcript has 2 exons. The record is from RefSeq and is a predicted model, not a curated record. The annotation marks the transcript as partial.
GUAGGGAAACCAUCCACCCUUUCGGAACUUUGCACCUUAUCACAGACUUUUGAUGCAUGCUAUUGGGAGCGUAAAUCCAAAGUAACUCGUCAUGUGAAACCCUCCACCUCCAAUGUCUUCAACAAGACCACUACCGCUUCCCACUCCGACACUGUUCCUUCCUCCUCCUCGUUCAAUCCUGCUUCUGGUAGCAAGCCUCUGAAGGACAACAAGAAGUCCGAGGCCAGCUCCACUAAGCCAGAUCUCUCAUCAAAACUCGGAGACAACAGCAAGCUCACACUGCAACAUAAGCGUUGUCUCGACAAGAAACUUUGCAUGUUCUGCAGACAGUCUGGCCACAUGGUCAAGGACUGCCCUAAGUCUUCUUCUCGCGCAUCCAAGGCCUGCACAGCCAGGACCAAA